This is a messenger RNA of Zingiber officinale, 4338 nucleotides long. RefSeq lists its product as uncharacterized. Gene Ontology annotation, molecular function: protein kinase activity; protein binding; ATP binding. Gene Ontology annotation, cellular component: cytoplasm. NCBI's taxonomy places the organism in Eukaryota, Viridiplantae, Streptophyta, Magnoliopsida, Zingiberales, Zingiberaceae. The transcript has 10 exons. Gene Ontology annotation, biological process: signal transduction; protein phosphorylation. The record is from RefSeq and is a predicted model, not a curated record. Bases 384 to 3803 code for a protein of 1139 amino acids.
AUAGCAGGAUCGACUUCUUCUUCCCCUGCGGCAUCAAGGGCAGCCGCAGUCUUCUUUCUUUCUCCUUCUCUCUCCCUCUCUGUCUCACGCAUGACGAGUGGAGGUUCCCUCGUGAUGGAAUAAUCCCGAGGUAUAAUCCUUUCACCGCCAGUUUGGUUCCUUUCGCUGGUGCUUUCGGACCAAGUUGCCCCGAUUCCUCAACUCUGGGGUCUUUUUUUCUUGCCGUGUCGGUUGUUCGACGUGAGAGGGCAAGAUCGAGGGAGGAAGCAUCGGGCUCAGAUCGGAAAUUCUGCGUAAUCGGAGUGGGAAAGCCUUCAUUUUGGAGGCGAUAGAGGCGUAUUCCUGGGAAUCGUGCUAUCUCUGGUACUGGUAGUCCGUCUCUAAUGUGUAAUCGAGGGGAACCCGGAUCCUUCGAUUGUUCUUGCUUUGUCUCUGGAUAUUCUCAGUCUCUGCGGCCUGAGAUGGAAAUUAGCGCAGCUAUGGAUGAUUCUCCUCGCGUCAAGUUCCUUUGCAGCUUUGGUGGAAGCAUCCUCCCGCGCCCACUCGACGGCAGACUCCGCUAUGUGGGAGGAGAGACCCGAAUCAUGAAUGUUCCUCGUGACAUCUCGUACCACGACCUCUUGGUUCGGGUGCGGGAACUCUUUGAUGGGGUGUCGUUAAUCAAGUACCAACAGCCGGACGAGGACCUUGAUGCCUUGGUGUCGGUUGUGAAUGAUGAGGAUGUAAUGAACAUGAUGGAGGAGUAUGAUAAGUUCAUCACAAUUGGUGAUGGCCAGACAUGGUUGAGGAUCUUUCUUUUCUCACAAUGUCCUGAUCAAGAUGUAGCCACCAUGGGUGGUCCACACUAUGAUGCUGAUGAUAGGAAAGCUGAGCGGAGGUACAUCGAUGCCAUCAACAACCUCAUUGAUGUCAAAUCCACAUCACCUCCUGAUGUUUCUGAGCAUUAUUUUGGGCAUCUGAGCAUUGACGGGGGAAUUCCCAAUCAGGUUAAUUUGUGUCACCUUACCAUUCCGUCUCAUGAGCAAAGAUAUAGUGAAAUGGAUACACCUCGUAGCCCUGCUUUGUUCUCUCCAGGAUGUUUUGCUGCUAACGAUUCACAUGAAUUCUCACCUCCACCAUCACCUGCUAGAUUUUACCAUGAAGCUGGGGAGGUCCGUGAUCAGAUUUUGGAGGAUUGCAUUCAGCACACAGGAGGUCACCAGCUGCAUCAGUAUGAUCUUCAUUGUCCAUCAACAGCAGAAAGUUAUGUAUGGAUGCCUCCGGGAGCAGUUUUGCAAGAAAAAUCUGGAUUUCCGGCUAAUUUGGGUCAUUCUCAUAAUAUGAUCAAGGGGAACAGUCUUUGUGAGCAUUGUCGCAUGGCUCUCCAGAGGAACCAUUGUCUCAUGCCAGAUGCACGUUUCCAUGAGAUUCGCUGGAAGCAUGGGCUACCAUACUCGGAACAGUCAAACAUAAAUGAAUAUAUAGGGAAUUUUCCAAAUUUUUGCACUGGUUGUUUUGGUAGCAAAGAUCCAUGUAUGCCAAAUCGAGACCUUAAGAUGGGGCAUGGUAUCUAUGUCAAAGAACAUAAUGAGCAACAUCCCAUGCUUAAUGACUCGCACAAUUGCGAACGCGGAUGGGCCGUCCACAACAACCAUAUUACUCUUAGAGUUGAGGAUAUGAGGAUGCAUCAAAAUGGAACUGGUAGGAUAAGCGAACAAUAUAUUGAUGGUAAUAUGAUGAAUGCUACACACGGGAACAUUAAUGACAAGCAAUCAUUCCCUUACAAUUGCAUCAGCCACAAUGAUUCACAUUACAUCCAAUAUGGAGCUAAUAUUAGAAACGAAGUUUUUGUACCUCAACAUACAACUGGAGCUAUUCCAGGAGCAAAUGUGCCAGGAUUUGAAGAUGCUGCUAUUCGGUAUCAGAAUCAGCCUUCUGCAUAUGGAGCAGAUAGUCCUUACCAAGGUCUGAACAAUUUGCACCCAGCCCAAUCUUUAUGGAGAAAUAGGCAGGCCCCGUUUCACCCUGGAACAUCACACGAACUUGCUGGUUCAAUAAUAAUGAAUGGUCCAGACCCAGCUCUUAUAAGAUAUAAGCAGGAGGGAAGUCCAAGAUUCCCCUAUGUUUUGGUUGAUAACGAGAUUCCAAAUGCUCUCUCUUCCCAGAAUAACUGUCAUAAGCUGGUUAGCUUUGAAGAAUUUGCAGCUGCAGAUCAUGAACAUCAAUGUGAUACUAGAACAAAUCCAAACAGCAGUGAUCAGGAUGUCAUUCUUCCCCUUGCAUCAGUUUAUACUGGUUUACAUGUAAAAGUUCCUUCUAAAGAAAUUCCACUUGUGCCAGCACCACUGUACCAAAUUGACAAAGAAUCUGCUAUUUCUAGUGUCACCGCCCACAAACCUGCUUUCCAAAUGCAAGCCACAUCCAAAAACAAUACGACUUUAGAAGGGCAGGAGAAGCAACAUGUGAUUUCAAAUGAACCUGAUGUAUAUAUUACUCUUUCUCCAAAACAUAAACUUUUUGAAGUUUCCAUAAAAGAAUUGCAGCUUUCUGAAGUGGAAGAAGACACAAACAAACAUCUUGAUGCUGACAGUAAUGUUGCUCAUGGAGACAGGGACAUGCUGGGGGAGAACUUGAAUUUUUUACCUGAGUUGAUUGCUUCUGUGAAAAAAGCAGUUUUGGAAGGUGCUGAGGAGGUGGUGACCAUGGCCCAAUCAAAUUCUGGAUUGGAUUCUACUUCUGGAAAGAAAGAAUCAUUAUGUGAACACAAACCAAAAGAUGCCAAUGCAGAUGUUCAAGCUGACUUAACAGGAAAUAGUGAACUGCCCAUGACAGUUGAACAUGGAAAUUCGGCUAAAGGGUUGCAGAACCAGAAUGCAAAUCUAGAUGUUCAGGCAGACUUGGAAGGAACCAGUGAAAAUGAGAAACUUUGUAAAAUUGAGCUCACAACUGCCGAAGCUGAAGCUUUAUCAAAGGGGUUACAGACUAUAAAAAAUGAUGACCUGGAAGAGAUUCGACAACUGGGGUCAGGCACAUUUGGAUCAGUCUAUUAUGGAAAAUGGAGAGGUUCUGAUGUCGCCAUUAAAAGAAUAAAAGCUAGCUGCUUUGCAGGGAAGCCAUCCGAGAGAGAACGUCUGAUUGCAGAUUUCUGGAAAGAGGCUCUAAUAAUGAGUUGCUUGCAUCAUCCCAACAUUGUUUCAUUUUAUGGCGUAGUCCGUGAUGGCCCUGAUGGUUGCUUAGCAACUGUAACGGAGUUCAUGGUCAAUGGAUCACUUAAACAGUUUCUGCAAAAGAAAGACCGGACUGUUGACCGCCGCAAACGACUAAUAAUAGCCAUGGAUGUUGCAUUUGGAAUGGAGUAUUUGCAUGAAAAGAACAUAGUUCAUUUUGAUCUCAAGUGCGAAAAUUUGUUAGUUAAUAUGAGAGAUCCACAUCGUCCCGUGUGUAAGAUUGGUGACCUCGGUUUAUCAAAAGUAAAGCAGCACACAUUGGUAUCAGGUGGUCUUCGGGGUACUUUACCAUGGAUGGCACCAGAGCUUCUAAGUGGAAAAAGCAAUAUGGUGUCUGAAAAGAUUGAUGUUUAUUCAUAUGGAAUUGUGAUGUGGGAGCUGCUUACUGGGGAAGAUCCUUAUGCGGAUAUGCGUUGUGCUUCGAUCAUAGGUGGCAUUGUAAACAACAGCAUACGCCCUAAAAUUCCAACCUGGUGCGAUCCUGAAUGGAAAUCCUUAAUGGAAACUUGUUGGUCUUCUGAUCCCACAUUGAGGCCAUCGUUUUCUGAGAUAUCUCAGACGUUGCGGAAAAUGGCUGCAGCAAUUAACUUGAAGUGAUCCUUGAUGGUGAAGGAAUGUGUACAAACUUCUGCUUUUGUGCAAUCGUAUUCUCAUAUAUAUAUUAGUGUGUUUACUGCAAAACAAAGCAUCUCGGAGGAUGAUCAGAGGCAUCCAUGGGAAUCGGUAAUGCUACCAUACAUCGUCCCAUGUAGUGCAAAUAUACCUUCAAAUGAUGUGUACAGAGAUGUCGCUCCCGAAUAAAGGAGACAGAUUUAGAAGAAACAAGAAAAGUGAGCAAAAUCUUGUGUCCUCUAGCUGGAUCCAUAUCUAGUGUUCUCUAGAAGGCUGCUGUCUGGUUUUUAAAGUAUGCAGCUUUCUUUCCAGAUGAUCUUAUGAUACCAAACAGGUGAUCCCCUUUGUCAAUUAUCGAAUCUGAGAUGGUGUCUUUUGCAUAGAUAUACUAUUUCUUCCUUGUAUGGAUAUUUUGUUAAUUUUUUUCUUGUUAAACCUUGUAAAGCAAUUUUCUUUGGGCCUUGUAAAAUGGCUAACAUGUCCAUAAACCUCUCAAUUGCUACUUAUUUGCUUUUCAUUC